Triticum aestivum (bread wheat) is the source of this 865-nucleotide messenger RNA. Its product is annotated as cytochrome c oxidase subunit 2-like. Bases 16 to 831 code for a protein of 271 amino acids. NCBI's taxonomy places the organism in Eukaryota, Viridiplantae, Streptophyta, Magnoliopsida, Poales, Poaceae. Gene Ontology annotation, molecular function: copper ion binding; cytochrome-c oxidase activity. Gene Ontology annotation, biological process: ATP synthesis coupled electron transport. The transcript has 2 exons. The record is from RefSeq and is a predicted model, not a curated record. Gene Ontology annotation, cellular component: membrane.
AGAUGAGAAAUUCCAAUGAUUCUUCGUUCAUUAUCAUGUCGAUUCCUCACAAUCGCUCUUUGUGAUGCUGCGGAACCAUGGAAAUUAGGAUCUCAAGACGAAGCAACACCUAUGAUAGAAGGAAUCAUUGACUUACAUCAUGAUAUCUUUUUCUUCCUCAUUCUUAUUUUGGUUUUCGUAUCACGGAUGUUGGUUCGCGCUUUAUGGCAUUUCAACGAGCAAAAUAAUCCAAUACCACAAAGGAUUGUUCAUGGAACUACUAUCGAAAUUAUUCGGACCAUAUUUCCAAGUGUCAUUCUUUUGUUCAUUGCUAUACCAUCGUUUGCUCUGUUAUACUCAAUGGACGGGGUAUUAGUAGAUCUAGCCAUUACUAUCAAAGCUAUUGGACAUCAAUGGUAUCGGAUCAAGUUUGGGGGGAGGCGGGCGUCGACCCAACCUUAUGAGUAUUCGGAUUAUAACAGUUCCGAUGAACCGUCACUCACUUUUGACAGUUAUACGAUUCCAGAAGAUGAUCUAGAAUUGGGUCAAUCACGUUUAUUAGAAGUUGACAAUAGAGUGGUUGUACCAGCCAAAACUCAUCUACGUAUGAUUGUAACACCCGCUGAUGUACCUCAUAGUUGGGUUGUACCUUCCUCAGGUGUCAAAUGUGAUGCCGUACCUGGUCGUUCAAAUCUUACCUCCAUCUCGGUACAACGAGAAGGAGUUUACUAUGGUCAGUGCAGUGAGAUUCGUGGAACUAAUCAUGCCUUUACGCCUAUCGUCGUAGAAGCAGUGACUUUGAAAGAUUACGCGGAUUGGGUAUCCAAUCAAUUAAUCCUCCAAACCAACUAAACCGGGGAAGCUGAAGCGGAAAUGCAAUUCUCGG